Molecule: messenger RNA, 326 nt
Organism: Strongylus vulgaris
Lineage: Eukaryota; Metazoa; Nematoda; Chromadorea; Rhabditida; Strongylidae
Source: the annotation of a GenBank genome assembly
AUGCGGGCAAUCUGUGUAUUGUGCAUCGUCAAAAUGGCAAUUCUUCUCAUCCUUCUCAGCUCUGCACUUUUCGGCGCUCUAAUGGCGUGCCCACCACCACCACCACCACCACCGAUUACUACUCCUAGAGUGCGACCUCCCACUAGAGCAACACAGUCUCCUAAUGCUACUAAUUCCACUGGAACUGGAAGAAAAAAACGUGAAGUUGAACGUAUUGAAAUAACCGCGGUCAGCAAUCGAAAGUACGAUCCAUCGAUGAAUGACUCACAUAUGCAAGCCUUCAAGAGCCUGGUAAGUCCGCUUGGAACUACGCCUCCGAAGUGAAG